UCAAGCUAUCGACACACGGCGGUGACACACACGAUGUUCAAGCUUAUCCUCCUGCAAAUGCUGUCUCUUCUCCCCGUCCUCGUUUCGACGUCAUUAGCGGGUGCAACUCCCGUCACGACCGCGGCCCAGCACACAUAUGCCAAGCGGGACAUCCUGGCAUUCUACGCGACGCAGAAUUGGUUGCAGUUCAUGGCCAAUCUCUUCGCGCAGAACGCGUUCUACGGCGUCGGCGACGGCGUCCCGCAGCUGCAGAACAUCGCGAACCACCUGAAAAACUGCAGUGACGCUUUUGACUCGGCCAAUUUUGCCAUCGCUUCCAUGGUCCCUGCCGGCGCGCUGACCGCGCCUGUAUUCGCGGCGGCCGACCUUGUGUCGACGGAUCAGCUGUUCUUGCCCUCGACGCAGACGACGAUAAGUAAUCGGCCACCUGGGCACGCUGCUUGCGGGCAAGGCGUUCUUCGAGGCGGUGAAGGCCAACGGGCAAAUGACGCGCGUGCUGUGCCACUGGGUCGGCGACCUCGCGCGGGAGAACGACAUCUUCCUCGCCAGCAUGAUUGGCGCGGCUAG
Messenger RNA from Mycena indigotica, 567 nucleotides. RefSeq lists its product as uncharacterized. The transcript has 2 exons. The record is from RefSeq and is a predicted model, not a curated record. Lineage: Eukaryota; Fungi; Basidiomycota; Agaricomycetes; Agaricales; Mycenaceae. The coding region runs from base 34 to 567 and encodes 177 amino acids.